ACUCGGACUCUGGGAAGAGUGCAGCCCACCGCCAGGAAGCAUGAGGCUCAGUGCUGUGGCUCUGCUGCUCUCCGUGCUGAUCAGCAGCCUCUCUCCAGGCCAAGGUAUUCUGGAGGCCUAUAACACUAACUUGAAGUGUAGAUGUAUGCAAGAAACCUCACAAGUCGUCCGCAUACCCAACAUACAUCGACUUCGAAUUCUACCCCCUGGGAACGGUUGCCCAAAGACACAAAUCAUAAUCCAGUUGAGGAAUAAAACAUUGGUAUGCCUGAAUCCUGCAGCCAAAUGGGUGCAACAAUUUGUUGCACGUGUAAAGAGCAGAAAUUUCCAUUCAACUGCAGCGGCUCCGGUGAUGAAGAAGGUCCCCUGAUGCCAAUAUGCUUCCUAAAAAUACCUGUUUUGCCCUUAUCCCUACUCUGGAUUUUAAUCUCCUUCUUGGUUGAAUCCCCUCCCCCCCAAAAAAUAACUUCCUUAUAGAAAUAAGCAUGACGCUCUCUGUAAAAAUAUCUUUGCACAAUCUGAUGGAGCAAAAUCAAGCUCCCUCCCAUGCAGACCCCGAGACACUUGGAUUCCCAUUCUUAUUCUUGAGGAAGGAAAAGCUUUUGAGGAGAGCUGAGGUAUAAAUCACAUAGGAUUUGUUGAUAAUAUACCUGUUGUUUAAUGCUAAACUGUCCUAAAAGAUAAGAGAGUGGGAAUUUCAACCUCAAAUAUGAAUAUGUAGCUUGAAUUAAGAAAAACAUUAUGUAGUAUAUUUUCAAUCAUUUUCCAACCUAAGAAAAGCAAAUUUCCUUGGAAACUUGAAAAACUAUGUGAGAAACAAAUGGAGUGUCAGUGUGACAAGGCCCAGAAGGUUCCACAUAGCAGAUAUGAAAAGCAAUUUUGAGGGCAAUGGGGUGAACCUCCUACUUUUAAAGAGUCCCUUUAUAAGAUGUAUUGUCUCAGAUUAAAACAAAUAACGUUGAAAGAUCCUUAGAUUUAAGAUUGUGGAAUGUGUAGGAAAAGCAUUUGAAAGAUAAUGUUCAGCUGUAUUCUUUUACACAUUUGUCUUGAUGGAUUUUUUUUUAUUCACAUCUUUUGUAUAGACAAAAUACCAAUCCUUGGCGUCAAAUUCCUUAAUGUUUCCUACUCAUCUAUUGCUGGUUAAUAAACUUGAGCAAACAUUUUA
Molecule: messenger RNA, 1165 nt
Organism: Cavia porcellus (domestic guinea pig)
Lineage: Eukaryota; Metazoa; Chordata; Mammalia; Rodentia; Caviidae
Gene: Cxcl13
Product: C-X-C motif chemokine ligand 13
Exons: 4
Coding region: 41-370 (109 amino acids)
Biological process (GO): immune response; defense response; chemotaxis
Cellular component (GO): extracellular region
Molecular function (GO): chemokine activity
Source: RefSeq, a predicted model, not a curated record